Staurois parvus is the source of this 3432-nucleotide messenger RNA. NCBI's taxonomy places the organism in Eukaryota, Metazoa, Chordata, Amphibia, Anura, Ranidae. The record is from the annotation of a GenBank genome assembly.
AUGCAAAGAGACAUUGCAUACUCUGUUCGAGAGGGCCCAGCAGUUCACCGACCUGGGUCAGCAACAUAUCCCUCUCAUGGAGGCCCGAUAUCUCCCCCUCCUACUCCUGUGCCGCAUUCCAUGCCACCAUCUCCGUCAAGGAUUCCCUAUGGAGGAGGACGGCCUCUGGUGGGACAGAGCAACACCACGAUACAAAGGGAAAGGAUUUCCAGCCUACCUGUCUCCCGAUCCAUAUCACCCAGUCCUAGUGCCAUCUUGGAAAGGAGGGAUGUGAAACCAGAUGAGGAUCUGGGCGGCAAAAAUGUCCAGUUAAUGCGCAAUGAUGGCAUGUAUGUGGAACCUUACCUUUACCACGAAGGUCGUAUGAGCGUUGCAUCUUCCCAUGGUGGUCACCCAAUGGACAUGCCAGACCACCUUCUUGCUUUCCACAGGGGAGCAAUGAGAUCUUCUAGCACUUACUCAAACUCUUCUAUGCAAAUGGAGAUGAUGGAACAGUCAGUUUAUAGACAAAAGUCUCGGAAACACUCAGAAAGUCAUUUGCCAACGCUUGGCUCGAAAACUCCUCCGGCCUCUCCUCACAGGGUGACAGAUAUAAGGAUGAUGGAAAUGCAUGGUCACAAUGCCCACGUGCCUCCCCAUGGUAUACAAAGUGAGAGAUCUUCUCCAAUCCGACAGUCAUUUAAAAAAGAACAAGGACCUGGAGUUUUUGUGGAGGCCAAGGUCCGAAACACGGGUGGAAUAAUGGGCAUGGCUGAUAUUGUACCAUCUCCCACUGAAAAACAAGUAUUCAGUGGAUAUGGAGUUCCUUCAACAGCACAAAAAGAUAUUUAUACUCGUGAGAAAGUCAUUAAGUCUGCAAGCAGCACUCCCCCCAUCACAGACAGUCCAGUUCACACUGUAUCCAGUGGAAAGAAUAUAUUAGCGAUUAUUGAAUCUACAGCUGUCAGUCAAGCACCACCUGCUGGUUCAGAAAUGCAAGUUAGUCUGCACGACAUGCGGCGUAAUGUGGCUGAACUGCGUCUUCAGCUGCAUAAAAUGAGGCAGCUGCAGCUGCAGAACCAGGAGAUGGUGCGGGCGAUGAUGAAGAAAGCGGAGCUGGAAAUCAGCAGUAAAGUGACAGACAUGGUCAGGAGCCUGGAGGAUCCGGUGCAGAGACAGCGCGUCCUAGUGGAGCAAGAGCGCCAGAAGUACCUCCAGGACGAGGAACAGAUCGUCAUCAAGUUAGGUGACUUGGAGAAUUUUGUAGAAGAUGUAAAGAAGGACUCCUCCGCUAGAGUUGUUACAUUGAAGGAUGUUGAGGAUCGAGCGUUUAUGCUGCGCCAGAUUGGAGAAGCAGUGUCCAACCUAAAAGGGGAGUUUCCAUACUUACAGAAUAAGAUGAGAGCGGUACUGCGGGUGGAGGUGGAGGCAGUAAGGUUUCUUAAAGAAGAACCCCACAAGCUGGACAGCUUACUGAAGAGGAUCCGAAACAUGACUGACGCCCUAUCAGCCUUAAGAAGGCAAGUUAGUGAUGGACCCUCUAAAGUUGUUGACUUCAAUCCGAAUAACCAGUUUAUCAUCACUGAAAAAGUUUCAGAAACAGAUAUUACCCAACACAGAGAAGAAAAAAGUCAUGCGUACCUUCAGCCAAUGCAGACAGAAGCGGUAAACGUUGCAGAAUCACAGACAGUGUCUGUAAAGUCAGAGGUGGUGCCUCUGUCUGCUGGGGUCAAAGUUCACCAAGUACAAAGCUCACCUGUUCAUAUGCAGCAAUCUCAACACUCUUCAGCACUGGUUAACCAUGUCCAUAACUCCAUUAAUCAGGUUGGUCAUGUGACAGAAGUGUCAGUCAACCAUCAUUCAACAAGUUUACCAGCCUCUGUUGCUCAAGAGCAAUCUCCAGUUGUACAGUCCACCCAGCAUAAUGGGUCCUCUGCACAGAGCCUGUUUAUUGAAGAAAUUCAGCAUGUGGCCUACAGGAAUCGAGCCGUCUCCAUAGAGGAAGCAGAGAGAAAGUUUGAAGAGAAAAGACAAAAUCUGGACCAUUAUAAUGGAAAAGAGUUUGAGAAAAUGUUAGAAGAGGCACAGGCCAAUAUCAUGAAGUCCAUCCCCAGCCUAGAGAUACCACUCAGCUCAGCCUCUGAAAAUGGACAGCGCAGACAAAUUAGAGGUCAUUGAGGGUAACAAGGAAAUUGAACAAGAAAGCGAUAAAUUAACCAAGUCACCUCCUCCACCCCCUCCCCGCCGUAUAUAUCCACCAGCGUCCGGAAUGAGCACCUCAUGGGGUACAGAAAGGCGAGACAGCAAGGACUCUGAAGAGGUCCUUCCAUCCAAGACUGUGAAAACAGAGGCAGAAAUUCCCAGAGUUUCCUCAGCAGUGACCACAGUUAUGUCUUCUUCUGUGAAGGAUGAAGAGGAGGAGGAAGGGGAGAGGAUCAUGGCGGAACUUCAGGCUUUCCAGAAGUGUUCCAUAAUGGAAAUUAAUUCAAAGGUGCAGUAUGAGCCCCCUAAAUCAGAGACACAAGAGAGAGAUUUCAAACCACCAGGUUUAGCUCUGCCCAAGGAGAAGAAGGUGUCAUGCACUAUUUCAAAAGAAUGUUUAAGGCCUGAAAGCCCAAAGCUUGUUGAAAGCACAGAGGACAAGUGGAGAUUUCACUUUCAAAGUUCUGCACCUGAUUCUGCUAAGCGUAGGCAGGAGGACAAAGUUGUUGUUAAUGAACAGUCUACAUACAGUCUGUUCAUAGGUAGGGAUGAAAACAAAAACAAUGAAGAACACAAAGAACCCAAAGGAGAAGAACACACCACUAUAAUUAGUUAUCCAAAAAAUCAGGUUUUAAACCAGUUGAGCUCUCCAGUACUUCCAGAAGCGAGUAAUGAAAGAAUAGAACUCAAGACAGAGUCUUCAAGGUCUACAGUUGUUAAGGUUUCUAAUGUAGAAAAAGUUGUAGAGAACCAGGAUCCUAGCAAAGCUUUGCAAGAACAGGGAAUGCCCUAUUUAGAUUUAGGUCAGACAGUUGUACUACGGCAGAAGAACACAAGGAGGACUGUUAGCCAACCGUCUGAGGACACGGAUUCUCCUGCAAUAUCCCCGACAUCACCAAAUGAACCAAAGUCUCCAGCAGAUACAUUGCCUUUAUGAUAACAAACACAGAAGUUCAAGUCUUGUCUACAGGUGAAGUCCAAGACAUUGUAAACCGAAAGAGAGGCGAGAUCCAGACAGUCAACAUUGAUCGUGAGAACGUAGAGAAGGUUAACUUAGAUACUUCUAUCAAUGCUGGGUCAGAAGAUCCUGUUGUGUGUACAGAUAAGAAGCCAGUCAUUAUUAUAUUUGACGAGCCAAUGGAUAUUAGGUCUGCUUAUAAAAGGCUUUCAACCAUAUUUGAAGAAUGUGAUGAUGAGUUAGAAAAAAUGAUGAUGGAGGCAAAGAUUGAAGAGGAAGAAGAAGAAGAAGAA